CAGACCUCAACUGCCCACUCAGCACACUCAAAUCUUUCAUCGUCUUCUUCACGAGAAUCUUCUGAUAAAAUUCUCAAGAACCCUAAUUUCUUUAGAUCUUCUCAAAUCUCCGAGAAAAUGAAGAUUGUUGGCGCUAAUAUCCAUUUCCAGAAGUUGGAAGCCAAGUGCUCCUCAUCAACGUUCUAUCAAUCCUAUCUGGAGAUGAUUGCUGCUCAAGAGCUCUCCGAAUUUCUUCAUAUGGAGAUUCGAUUCAAGUAUGAGAACGAAGUUCUUGAAUUCUAUAAAAAUGGAAAGGUCAAGACUGUCAAAUCGAAGAAGGACCCACAAAGGACGAUUCAACUCAUCAAUUCCACUGUUGGAGGGACAAAAGUGAAAUUGUCGCAGAAGAAAUUGGGAGAAAAGCUUCACCUUCCCAAUUCUGGAGUUGAAAUUGGGAGACUUCCAGCCAAGAAUCUGGAUUGGAGCAUUAUUGGAAUUUCUGGGCAAAAUCCCUCUGGCCUAGCGAAGAAAGCUCAUCUGAACAACGACUACAAGCUAGUCUUUGAACUGGUUAUCGCAUGCCUCGAAUGUGGAAGUGGAGGACAUGCUGAUGGCAUCACCCAUGAGAGGGCCUUCAUCAUCAAUGCCCUCAUUACCAAGUCUAAGGUAAAUUGGGCUGCUCAUUUCUUCAAUUCCAUCUCAAAGCACCUGGGAAAACCCAACCAGAAAUACCUGUGUCAAGGUCUGUACAUUGAACAUAUCUUGGAGUCCUUGGGUGCAGCUUCUGAAGGAAAGAAGUAUGAAGCCAGAUAUUGGCUGUACUAUCUGUCUUCCAAAGGGGAAAACAGAGCUGGUGCUAGCACAACUGCAGAGGAAAGUUCUUCAGACAAUGUUCUUAUCAUGAGUCUGAACAAAUCUGUAAAGAGGAAGCAAGUGGUGUCUCCCUCUCCCAGUGCUGAAGCACCACAGAAUCUUGCUCCAAUAAAUCUUGAAGAAGAAGAAGAAUCCUCUGACCAAGGAGAACUACAAAGGAAAAAGAAGAGGAAGAUCACCUCUCCCUCAACAUCUGGACAUGUCAAUCCGGAUGAGUUGAAGGAGAAAGAACCAACACUUGAAGAACCAACUGAGGAAACCUCUGCUCACAACCGGAGUCCUCAACAACUUGAAGAAGAAAUUCCUCAAGUUCAGAAUUCUCCAACUUCCUCACAACCUCAAGUAGAUGAUGCUGAGAAUCAAUUCUGGCAGCUCUACUAUGACUGGAGAGCUUGGAAAGUUGGAAAUUCAGCAGAACAGUUGCUGAGUUGGGACCAGCAAUUGAAGAAUGAGAAGAUCCUCAAGAAAUGCUUAGGUCUGCUAGUCAACUAUUGCUGUGAGCAAAUCCUGGAUGUUGACUGGGUGGUUCACUCUUCUGAAGCACAAGCUAACUUGGAAACAACAGCUGAGGAUUUCCAAAUAUUUCUGGAAGCCUCAUCUGCCUUUGAAACUGUUCCACUUGAAGCUGAAGUCUCUACACCAAAACAGAACCAGGAAGGAUCAAAUGAAGAAUUCCAGCAACUUCUCCAUUCUGAAGCUUUAGAGAUUCUCACAAACCCCUGUGAAAUCACCAACCCUACUGAAGCAGAGAUCCCGGAGGAGUCAACAGAAAAUCUGGAGAUGUCCAAAACCCCAGAAACAAAUGAAGCUCAAGAAGAGCAAGUUGUAGAAACCCAGAGAAGUUCUGCAGAAGCUGAGAAGGAAACUCAAAUGGCAGAAAUGGAGGCCACCAAAUCUCCAGUAACCAACUUCCAUUUUCAUAGCUCUUCCAAUCCUACUCUUCCGGAUGAGGUACCGGAAAUCUGGACAAAGAAGGUCCAAGGGCUGAUUGACUCAGCCCUAGCAUCUCAACAUGCCUCCUUUAGGCAAGAGAUAGAGCAGAUGGAAGCCAGGCAAAACAAACUGAGUGAGAAAUCCGAAGAAACACAUUGCUCCAAUCUCAAGGAGAUAAGCAAAUCAGUGGAUAAGACUCUAGAGAUCUUAUCUCUAUUGAGUAACACUGUGAGCAACACGAUGGAGACAUAUGCAUCUGAUAGUUAUCUUCAACUCAAGGAGGCUAACAACAUCAAAGAGCAAGUAGCAAAUGUCACAAUCAGUCUACAAAAACAAACGUCCAUUCUCCAAAUGGACAUCAGAGCAGCUCUGGCAGUGUCUUCAGCAAAUCAAGUAGUAACCAAAGACUACUUGAAGGUAAUCAUUGACAAUCAGAAGGAAGCACACAAAUUAUUCAGACUUCUUACCACAAAUUCUGGAAAUCGCAAGAUGGAAGUGGUUCUUCAACAACACAGUCCAUCCUUGAUUCCAGAGCUUCCCAUUGCAGUCAAAGAAGGAGAAGUCUCUUACAUUCCUACGCAUCUAAACUUUACUGAUUUAGUCCUUGAAGCUCAGAGAAGCAAUCCAGAAAACUCAACACAGUGCUUAUCCAGCUCCGGAUUGGAUGGAACAGAGGUUGUAGGAACAAUUGCUGCUCACUUCUCAAAUGAAAAUCAAACAGAGGAGAGACGAAACAACAUAAGGCGCAUCAAGGAACUAUGUGGAAGCAUGCAAGGCAUCAGGGAGAUUGCCAAAUCUUCAAAGCGCAAGAAGCACUAAAGGUUUUCUUCAUCAAAUCAGGGGGAAAGUAUGUGAAAACAUUAAUUUGCUUUGAUGAAAACACCUUCUUGUUUAAACAUUGCUCUAUUGGUUUAAACAUUGCCUUAAUAUUUCUCUUAAUUGUGCUCACUAUGCUUGAUUAUACGUAAUUCAAGUAUGUUUUUGAAAAUUAUUCCUAGCGCAUACAAUCAGAGGGAAUGUAUUUCAGGGGGAACUUAACUAGUUUUUGGCUAACAAUUGUUUUUGGCAAUGAAUUAUUGAUAAGCUCUAAGAAAUGGAAGACGGAUAU
Cuscuta campestris is the source of this 2893-nucleotide messenger RNA. Lineage: Eukaryota; Viridiplantae; Streptophyta; Magnoliopsida; Solanales; Convolvulaceae. The record is from the annotation of a GenBank genome assembly.